This is a messenger RNA of Trichomonas vaginalis G3, 840 nucleotides long. RefSeq names its product phosphorylase superfamily. The transcript has a single exon. Bases 1 to 840 code for a protein of 279 amino acids. Gene Ontology annotation, molecular function: uridine phosphorylase activity. NCBI's taxonomy places the organism in Eukaryota, Parabasalia, Trichomonadida, Trichomonadidae. Gene Ontology annotation, cellular component: cytosol. The record is from RefSeq and is a predicted model, not a curated record. Gene Ontology annotation, biological process: uridine catabolic process.
AUGGAGAAUACUCUCUUCCGCUGGGAUAACCCAUCCCAAUCAUGCUUCGAUGCUGAUGGUCGCAUUCAACCACUUAACUGCAAGAAGGGUGAGUUAUCAAACAGGAUCAUCACCGUUGGAGAUCCGAACAGAGCUUUAAAGAUUUCACAAUCAUUCGAUAAGGACUUCCCGGUCAUUGUUCGCAAGUCAAACAUGCAGCUUACAACGUACACCGGCAAGAAGAACGGCGUUCUUAUUUCUGUUGUUGGAACAGGAAUGGGAUUCACAAUGGUCGACCUCUUAGUUACACAAGCACGUGCAAUCCUUGAAGGACCAAUCUAUCUCAUCAGAUUCGGUACUUGUGGAUCCUUACACGCUGAUGUUCCAGUUGGCUGCUUCGCAAUCUCGAACAAAGCUUACGGUAUCCGCCAAUCAUACGAAAACGAAGAGUUCCCAUAUGAAUUGUCCACAAAACCAUUCAUUAUGGACGAAGAUCUCAUGAACCGCAUUUACAAGGAAUUCACAGAGUCAAUGCCUCAAUACAGAAGCGUCAUCGGACCAGUCUGGUCAGCUGAUACAUUCUACGGAUCUCAGGGACGCCAGGAUUCCAACUUUAUCUCUCAUAAUGAGAAUGUUAUUUCAAAGAUUCUCGAAAUUGAGCCAGAAUCAUUGAACUUUGAGAUGGAAACUUACAUCCUUGCCUUCCUUGGACAUAUGUUCCCACAGGCACAGCUCAGAGUUGGCGCUGUUUGCAUCACUCUCGCACAACGUACUUCUGGUGCAUUUUUGUCCAACGAAGAGAAGUAUACAAUGGAAUGUACCGCUGCUGAUGCACUCCUUAAGAUUCUUAGUGAUUUAUAA